CCAUGUUUGAGGUACGCAAAACUCCUUGUGCUUAUGACAAAGCAUCGUAUGAAGAGGAUAAAGCUUUAUUUAACUGCCAGAGUUCCACAAAUGUUUAUCAUUGUGUAAAAAAUGAUAGGAAAAGAAUAGGUGAGAUAUGUAUACAACCUAUCUGGGUCCAACCAAACUUCUGUCCUGAAUACAACACUGGUUCUUACAAUCUCGAUGUAGUUCCAUGUAAUGUGUCCUCUGGAUCGUGCCCAGAGGAACAGUUUCAGUCAAAUGAGGUCUACAAAUAUCCUGUAUGUAUAAAUACAACAUUUAUUCCGUAUCGGGAGAUGACAGGGGAUGAGCAAGUUUCUAAAGAUAAUGUCCUACCGCUUCCAUGGAUCCUUGUUGGAGUAGUAUUAUUAUUAUUCAUCUGUCUUUUCAUUGCAUGCUGUGUUGUGUGGUGCCGAAAUCGGCGAAAUUUUAAGAGAAAAUUGACACAGACAAUCCAGACAUUAAUAUCCCAGAGGGAAGAUAAUGGCGUGGUUUCAAGAAACCAACAACCGGUUGAAAAAUCUCCACCAGCAAUCAACUUGGAAUCCCUGGCAGGCCCGAGUACGGACUCUGAGCAAAAAAUUGAAACAAUCAUCAACCCACAUGAGCCAGAUUCAUAUGAAGGUACCAGUUUUGAUUGCAUUAAUGUUCGUUCAAACAAUGCAGAUUUAGAUUUAGAAGUUAACAAUGCUAUAAUUAGCGUUAAUGAUGAACUCGGCAUGCACGUAGCUCAUGCUACAAAACAAAAAAUUAUGAAGGGGGAAUUCGUGGAAUUGUACACUUCAAAUGAGCCUUUCUACAGAUCAGCAGCGUUUCGUGAAGGAGUGAAUUUUAUAGAAAAUGGUGGAAAAUUACUUUGUUUGGUAGGACAGUGGGGGUCUGGAAAAACGUCCACAGCUAAGGAAGUGUACGUGUCUGUCACCAAUACACAUCCAGUUAUUAUACCAAAUUCUUCAACACUCGAUGUUGGUAAUCAACCCGUUAUUUUUGAUGAAGCGAUCCUGAAGGAAAUAACGAACGUUGAAAAGAAUCAGUUAAGGGAAAAAAUAAAGAUUUUAUUUAAAAAAAUGUCACUUUAUUGGACAAACCCGUUCAUAAUCAUUACACUAGAUGGAAAUAUUAAACAUUUAUAUGAUUUCGUCAAGUCUCUUUCACCAUGCAAGGAGGACGUCAAGUUUAUAGAUCUUUCAAAAACGUUAACAAAAGGGGAUCGUACUCAAAUAUUGACCUCACAACUUGAAUUUUUCAGUCCAAAUGAAGAUUUUAGUAAAGUUGAAAAGCUAGAUUUAAAAGGUACAGGUCAUUCAUUGGGAUACCCGGAAGCAUGUGCUUUGUUUUCUAGAUGUAGUGCAUUCCAAAAAAUUUGUCCAGUGGUAUUUUGUAAUCGUCCUUUACGAUAUCUAAAGAAGCAAUUAGAAGAUAUGCAUUAUUCCGAAGAUAGUGAAAAGUUUCUGAUGUUGGUUUAUAUGAGUCUGAAUCAAAUGGAGAUAGAUGUUGACACCACAAACGAUAUGCUUAAUGAAAUACUCAAGUCAUGCCAAUGUGGUAUCCAUAAGAAUGACAACAGCAAAACAACACAAAUGAAGUCUCUCGGAACUAAAUUGAGAAAUAUAGGCGAUGAACUGAAUGACUCAAUUUUCAAAAGCACACUUGAAGAAAAGGAUAGACACAAAGAUUAUAUGACAUCCUUACUGUCGAAUGAGUUUGUGGUCAAGGAUGCAGAUACGUCAAACUACAGAUUACAACAUGCUGUCGUAAAGAGAAUGGCUCUUAUAGUGUUUGGAACCUAUCAUUUUGAUAAACUGCUUGAAUUUUCAAAACCAGAAGAUUUAAAAGGAUGGGUUAAAGAAAAAAAAAUUAAUUGCAAUCUAUGUGAACAUUUUAGAGAUAUGAAACCUGUUUUGGAGAUCAAACAAGACCAAUGGUGGCAAUUUCAAGAAAAAUUAGGAAAAGCGUCGAGUUAG
Magallana angulata is the source of this 1985-nucleotide messenger RNA. RefSeq lists its product as uncharacterized. The record is from RefSeq and is a predicted model, not a curated record. Bases 3 to 1985 code for a protein of 660 amino acids. Lineage: Eukaryota; Metazoa; Mollusca; Bivalvia; Ostreida; Ostreidae. The transcript has 6 exons.